Cladophialophora psammophila CBS 110553 is the source of this 1284-nucleotide messenger RNA. RefSeq names its product ethanolamine-phosphate cytidylyltransferase. The transcript has 3 exons. NCBI's taxonomy places the organism in Eukaryota, Fungi, Ascomycota, Eurotiomycetes, Chaetothyriales, Herpotrichiellaceae. The record is from RefSeq and is a predicted model, not a curated record. Gene Ontology annotation, molecular function: ethanolamine-phosphate cytidylyltransferase activity. The coding region runs from base 1 to 1284 and encodes 427 amino acids. Gene Ontology annotation, biological process: phosphatidylethanolamine biosynthetic process. Gene Ontology annotation, cellular component: cytoplasm.
AUGGACGUCGACGUGCCUCAGCCAGGCCAAUGGCCAGUUGAUCCUCAGGAGGACCAGGAAAUCCAGAAACAUCGCAUUUGGGUUGAUGGUUGCUUCGACUUCACUCACCACGGUCAUGCUGGCGCACUGAGACAGGCCCGUCUACUAGGCACAGAGCUCUACAUUGGACUACACUCCGACGAAGAAAUCUUGAAGAACAAAGGGCCAACGGUUAUGACUUUGGAUGAGCGGAUCGCUGCCUGCGACGCUUGUCGAUGGACCACCAAAGUCAUUCCCCGUGCUCCUUACGUGACAGCCUUGCCUUGGAUUUCCCAUUAUGGGUGCUGGUAUGUCGCCCAUGGCGAUGACAUCACCUCGGAUGCCGGCGGCGAAGACUGUUACCGUUUCGUCAAGGCGGCUGGCCGCUUCCUCGUCUUCAAGAGGACUCCCGGCAUAUCUACCACCGACUUAGUCGGCAGAAUGCUUUUGUGUACCAAGACACAUUUCAUCAGGUCCCUAACGGACGAACUGCAGGGUAAGAUCGACGGCGUGGUUGAUCCAACAAAAGCCGCCACUGGCGCCGAGAUGUUUGAGAGAAUCAAAGACUAUGCCACAGACGAGACAGCCUCCCAACCGGGCGCUGAAGUAUGGACUUGGGCCAGCACUCAAUUGAACAAGCUAGAAGACGCCGAUGCUGGGAUGUUUGCGAAACUUGUACCUGGGAAGGCACCAAACCCCGGUCAACGUGUAGUGUAUGUGGACGGCGGCUUCGAUCUCUUCUCCUCGGGCCAGAUUGAGUUCCUCAAACGGGUCAAUGAAGCCGAGAACUAUGAGGCUUACGUGGUCGCCGGUGUUCACAACGACGAUGUGAUAAACCAUUGGAAAGGCCUCAACUAUCCCAUCAUGAACAUCUUCGAGCGCGGGCUCUGUGUACUGCAAUGCCGCUAUAUCCACGCUGUGGUUUUUGGAGCUCCAUUCUCCCCCUCCAGAGCAUAUCUGGGAGCGAUACCGGUGGGGAAGAUUGCUGCGGUGUAUCACGGACCGACCACGUUCAUGCCCUCGUCAUUCGACCCAUACGUUGACGCGAAGGAAAUGGGAAUAUUCCGUCAAAUUGAAAAUCACCCUUACUCUCAUGUAAAUGCUGGCGAGAUCGUGGGGCGCAUCCUGAAGGGCAGGCAGGCAUUUGAGGAGCGCCAGAGGAGGAAGGGCGAAAAAGCUGUCGGAGAAGAAGCUGUCCGGCAACGAGAGAUUCUCGAACAACAACAAGCAGCUACCGAGGCGGAAAGGCGAGCUGCCAUGGAAUGA